Molecule: messenger RNA, 870 nt
Organism: Hyaloscypha bicolor E
Lineage: Eukaryota; Fungi; Ascomycota; Leotiomycetes; Helotiales; Hyaloscyphaceae
Exons: 4
Coding region: 1-870 (289 amino acids)
Molecular function (GO): oxidoreductase activity
Source: RefSeq, a predicted model, not a curated record
AUGGGCACAAACAUGAUACAGACGACCGCCCACUUCCUCGAACGCAACCAGCUGUACAAGACGGAGAAACCAUACUCCCUUCGUUUUUCUCCCCCAGAAGGGUUUCCGCGCCAGAGUACUAAACUCGAGGAGCACGAGAUCGAUGUUCAAGAUGUACGGACAGCAGGACCACUAUCGUACGCGACAGAAGGAUGCACUGUACUUGACUUUCAGUCGUUGAUGGAGUAUGACGAUUAUUACGACGAGGAGAAAGUCAAGGAUGUCUACUUGAGAGAAGUCGCCAACCUUUUGAGGGACUAUUUCGGUGCCAGCAAAGUGCAGAUAUUCGAGCAUCGGGUGCGGAAGAGGCACGUAAAAUUCCCUCUUGCGACGGGGGAGUCGUAUCAGUAUGAUCAACCUACCUCGGUCACUCACGUGGAUACAACACUCGAAUGGGUAUUGUCGAUGGUCAGCCGACUCAACCCGGAACGGUCAGAGGAAAUGCUCAAGCAUCGAGUGCAGUGCGUGAAUGUAUGGAAGCCGAUCAAGGGACCAGUGAAAGACUGGCCUCUUGCCCUAUGCUCUGCGGGGAGCAUCAAUCCCACUGAAGACCUGGAGCCAUGCGAUCUAGUCUACGCUGAUUACGUCGUCGAAAACAUGCAAAUAUAUCAUACGGACAAGCAGAAAUGGUUCUAUCUCAGCGAUCAGAUGCCGAACGAGGCUUGGAUCUUCCUGCAAGCGGACACACAGCCUGGAGCCGUACCUGGUGAACCGCCGACAGAAAUAGUACCGCAUGUUGCCAUCCCCAUUCCUGAGGUCAUCCUUGGAGAGUAUCCGCCUCGUGAGAGCAUUGAAUUGCGAGCACUGUUGUUCUAUGAAACAUCUCAAUGA